This is a messenger RNA of Rhodamnia argentea, 1004 nucleotides long. RefSeq lists its product as uncharacterized. Lineage: Eukaryota; Viridiplantae; Streptophyta; Magnoliopsida; Myrtales; Myrtaceae. Gene Ontology annotation, cellular component: mitochondrion. The coding region runs from base 157 to 402 and encodes 81 amino acids. The transcript is spliced from 3 exons. The record is from RefSeq and is a predicted model, not a curated record.
AAAAGCUACCGCCACUCCGCUUUGCUUCGUAUUACUCAAGCAGAAGUCUCUACAAACCGAAAUCGCUUCCAUGCUCGUUGCCCCGCUCAACCCAUCAAUCUCUUUCCAGCCUGGAGGAGAAUCGUGUGGAAUUUAUUGUCCUAGGAGGAAUCUGUUAUGGUUCAUUCCUUCAGUCUGCAGGAUUUUCUCCUCCGUGCUAGAGUUCUGAAGCUGUACAGGCAAGCUCUAAGGAUUGCUCGAAGAGCACCUGAUCAUGCUCAAGCUGAACUGAGGCAGACAAUUAGACAAGAAAUUGAAAAGAACAGGUACUGCGAUGACAAGCAAAGAAUCCGAUUCUUGCUCAGCGAGGGAUUGGAGAGAGUGAAAGACCUGGAUGAGAUGCUUGAUAUGCAAGGUCACUGAUAGUGGAUUGAAUAGUGGUCUUGCCUGUACCAGCAAUUUAAUUUUUCUGAGGGAGGAGAAGUAUUGUCCAAAAUGAUGAAAGUUUAUCUUCCAAAAUGCUUUUACAUUGCAGAUUUUGGAUCAUCAAAUUAGGCAUGUUGUUAGCUCAGGAAAAGUCGAGGUAGAUCCUAGCCAACAACACCCAACUCAUCUGGGUAUAUUGUAGACUUAUUGACUAUUGAAAUGCCUCUCUCCCAAUGAGUCUGCAUCCAUUAGGUGAAACUUGGAUUUCAAAUCAGAUCUUUCUACUACUUAAUUGAAGUAGCAAUUGCAGCAGAUGCUAGGAUAGUAAUUGGUCAAGGAAGAAAUGGUCCUCGAAUUGGAUUUGCUUCUCUUUAUUUGACUGGAAUGUGUCGUUAUAUGGCUUGUUAUUGAUCUGAGGUAUGGACUUUAAUACCAUGCCGAUGAUACCUUCUUAUAUAAGAGUGACCCAGAUAUCCCAAUACAUCAAAAGGGCGAAGCAAUAUGAUCAGACCUGAUUCAUUUGGGGAUACUGUAGAUUUUGCGUGGAAAAUUUGCUUCAUGGUUAUCUAAAAAUCUAACCCGAUUAUAUUUAUCGUUGA